AUGCAAUCAUCCAUAGGUACGCCCGAAGCAUUGAAACUACAGAUAAUGAAUGACCCGCACAGUCCGGCACAGUUCAGAGUCAUCGGAACCCUUUCCAACUCCUAUGAAUUCGCUCAACAAUUCAAAUGUAAACCAAAUUCUCGUAUGAAUCCGGAUGCGGACAAGAAAUGUGUCGUUUGGUGAACACAUUGUACUUAAACUUAUUUCAUCCAGUUUACUUAUAAGAGUCCAUCUCUUAUUUCAAUAUUUGAUUCAUUCAUUUAUUACUACAUCGUGUCG
This is a messenger RNA of Oppiella nova, 279 nucleotides long. Lineage: Eukaryota; Metazoa; Arthropoda; Arachnida; Sarcoptiformes; Oppiidae. The record is from the annotation of a GenBank genome assembly.